AAUAUGGAUUGAAUGGAAAGGCCAUGCUUUGAUCCGGCGGAACUACUCUAGGACUGAGAACUGACUUAAAUUCAGCGCAGAAGCGUUGCUUCCACGGCGGCCUCCUGCAGCCACCGUACGUGGGUGAAGUAGGAAGUCUGCGAGAAGCACUGACAGUGCCGGACGUUGCCAUGGGACUCCCGAGCUAUGUCCCGUUGCUGCUGGCGCUGAGCACCCACAGCUUACGAACGGUUGCCCAGGUGCCCCUGGUGCUCAAUACGUGGGGCUUUGCAGACGCGGCGCACCGGGCAUGGAGUACUCUUGCCACUGGGGGUUCAGCUCUGGAUGCGGUAGAACAAGGGUGCAGGCAGUGUGAAGUCGAGCAGUGCGAUGGCACUGUGGGGUAUGGAGGAAGCCCGGAUGAACAUGGGGAGACAACACUGGAUGCAAUGAUAAUGAAUGGUAACACAAUUGAGGUUGGUGCAGUCGGAGGACUUCGAAGGAUUAAGAGUGCAAUCAGUGUUGCUCGGGCAGUGAUGGAACACAGUACUCAUACACUGUUGGUGGGGGAGUCAGCAUCAAUUUUUGCUCAGAACAUGGGCUUCCUCAGUGAAGAUUUAACAACAAACAGAUCCCUGCACUUGCAUGCAGAGUGGCUACGCAAAAACUGCCAGCCCAACAGCUGGAAGAGCGUCUCGCCAAAUCCUGAGACUUCUUGUGGACCGUACAAACCAAUCAAGGCGCUGGGGUCAAAAGGGCGUACGAAGCCAAGACAGUGGAUCAAUUUACACAACCAUGACACGAUUGGUAUGAUUGCAAUUGAUAAGCUUGGAAGUAUUGCUGCAGGGACAUCCACUAAUGGUCAAAUCCAUAAAAUUCCAGGCCGUGUAGGGGAUUCACCAAUAGCUGGAGCAGGUGCUUAUGCCGAUAGCACAGCAGGAGCUGCAGCGGCUACUGGAGAUGGUGAUGUUAUGAUGCGAUUCCUUCCAAGCUACCAGGCUGUGGAAUAUAUGAGAUCGGGCAUUGAACCAACCAUAGCAUGUCAGAGAGCUAUUAAAAGAAUCCAAAAGUAUCAUCCAACCUUUUUUGGUGCCAUAAUCUGUGCCAACAAGACUGGGAGUUAUGGUGCGGCAUGCAGUAAAGCUGUAGGAUUUGAUCAGUUCCAUUUUAUGGUGUACAAUCGUGCGAAAGGCUCAGAACAAAUAGUGGACUGUGUUUAAUGCUAUGCAGGUGCAUCAUUUGCAAAAUACUUUGAAGACUUUUUAAGAUUCAGAUUAUUUGGAAUCAAUGGUAUUUAUACUGUGGUCAGGUUUUAAUUAUUGUUUGAUAAAUACUUCUUGAAGAGCCUUAGAAUAAAGCACUAAAUAAAUUAUUUUUGAUGUAAAUGCCAACUAGCUAAGUUUCAGGUGCAAUCUGCUAAAAUGUUAAAAAUGAGCUGAAGAAAUUAGCCUUGCUUUCUUUGAUUUGCUAAUUAAAUGUGUGUGCAGGUUAAGUAUGAAGGGUGUUAGUCCAAACUUUUACUUUGUUUACAGUUUCUACAUGUACACUGGAAAAAGCCAUUGCAAAAGUAUCUUAAAACUUUUGUUUUCACUUUAAAAAUUAGCAGCUGGACAAACAAAAUUGUAGAUUUUAUUUUUUAACAGAGCCAAGACCUGUACUGAAAAAACUGAAAACCAAUUCAAGUGUGACAUUUCAUAUCAUAUGUUGUCUGGAUAAAUUACAGUUCUACAGAUGUACAGAUUUAUUCUGCCUUAUUUAUGUUUAAUCAUUUGUUAAUUUCACAAUCCAUUGAAAGGCUACAGAUGAAAAGGAGGCCGUUCAGCCCAUGGUAUCUACCAGUUCUAUGUAAGAACUAAAAGGCUAGUUCAAUUUCUUCACCCUUUCUCCAGGCCUUCAAGUACCUUCUGUUGUGAUACCAGUGCAGCUGUCUUUUGAACAGCACAAUUGAAAUCUGGGUCCCCACAUUUGUGUAAGACAUAGGAGCAGAAUUAGGCCACUUGGCCCAUCAGGUCCUCUCCAGCAUUUGAUGACGGCUAAUUAAUUAUCCCUCUCAAUCCCAUACUGCUUUAUCCUCAUAACACUUGACAUCCCUACUAAUGAAACCUAUCAAUGUCCGCUUUAAACAUACCCAAUGACUUGGCCUCCAUAGCCAUCUGUGCCAAUGAGUUCCAUGGAUUUACCACCCUCUGGCUGAAGUAAUUAGUCCUCAGCAGGUCAGGUAGCAUAAAACCGGAGGAGCAGCAUUCGGCCAUUGAGUCUGCUCUGCCAUUCUAUUGUCCGAUUUAUUAUCCCUCUCAGACACACUCUCCUCCUUCUCCCUAUCACUUUUAAAGCCCUUAGUAAUCUUGAACAUGUCAACCUCCUCACCUACCUCCUGGUCGCCACCCAUUUCAGUUCUACUUCUGAUUCACAAUCUGACAUGCCAGUCCAUGAUAUCCUCUACUGCUGCGAUUGAGGCCACACACAGAUUGGAGGAGCAACGCCUUAUGUGCCGUAUUUUUAGCCUGCACCUGAUGGCAUGAACAUUGAUUUUUUUGAGAUUCCAGUAACUGCCCCCCAUUUCACCGUUCACCAUCCCUUUCACCUUUUUCCUUACCUGCCCAUCACCUCCUCUCUGGUCCUCCUUCCCUUUCUCCCAUAUCUUCUAUCCUCCCCUAUCAGAUUCCCCCUCCUCCAGCUCAUUAUCUCUUUCACCAAUCAACUUCCCAGCUCUUUACUUCACCCCCAAAUCUUCCCUGGUAAUGUUCCCCAAUUCUUGCACUGUAUUUAUGACUGCAUUGGCUCUGCUUCAUGCACCCACGCUGAACUCAUCAAUUUCAUCAACUUUGCCUCCAAUUGAAUUUGACUUUAUUUUUUUCAUCCUUCAUGUACAUGAGUAAAAAUCUUUACGUUACGUCUCCA
Molecule: messenger RNA, 2880 nt
Organism: Hypanus sabinus (Atlantic stingray)
Lineage: Eukaryota; Metazoa; Chordata; Chondrichthyes; Myliobatiformes; Dasyatidae
Product: N(4)-(Beta-N-acetylglucosaminyl)-L-asparaginase-like
Exons: 9
Coding region: 171-1199 (342 amino acids)
Biological process (GO): protein deglycosylation
Cellular component (GO): lysosome
Molecular function (GO): N4-(beta-N-acetylglucosaminyl)-L-asparaginase activity
Source: RefSeq, a predicted model, not a curated record